CUGCUCCCUCCCUGAGCCUGCUUCCCUUCUACAAUGAAGACUUACUCUGCCCUGUGGAGCUUUCCUUCCCUCGCUCCCCCAUCCCAACCCACCGUGCUGGCUUAGUGCCCAUGGUGUGUGUGGGGGGAGGCGGCGGACUCAAGGCCCUGCCUAGGGUACCUUCUCUGGAGAGGGACACAGGCUUCCCAAGUCCUCUGGGCCCCUCCUGAUCCUUGACCCUGGAGGCUAAAGAGCUAUAUAUAGGUCCAGGGAUACUUGCCAGGAAGAUACCAGGGCGGCUUUAAGGGAGCAGUUCGAGCACAGACUGGAAAGCUGUACCCCAGGAACAAGGAACAGACAGCCUACUUCAUAUGGGACCAGUUAGGGGUGAGCAUUGGGCUCUCAACAUGUGGGUCGAACCCCUGAUACAGCUGUCCCCCCCAGCAGCCCUUACUGUAGUCAAGGUUACCAGCUUGUGCAUAUCUCCAUAAGGAAGGAGUUGGGCCUUUCUAGACAGGAGCAUUGUUCUUUCCAGACCUGGGAUGGUUUGCUUGGCUCUGAAGGCCAGGGCUGGAGUUCGGGGAACUGGGCAUCAUCCCAGACACUGCUAGGCUUGCAUCUGCUCUUGCCUCAGAUCUUGCCCUGCUGGUGGUAAUCUGACGACUUCCAGCGCUCAUUUGGUAAAUAUUUCUCAGGUGCCCCAGGCCCUGGGGACACAAAGUAGGCAAGUCCUUGCUCCUGGGAGCAAGGCUCAGCCAUCUAUUAAUGACAGGAAGACAAAGGUGGGCUAGCCCCUGGGCUCCCUAGCCGGCCAUGUUCUCCCCUCUAGCAGCCCCAGGACACCCCAAGUGAGCAGUAGUGCACCUGCCCUUGCUGUCCACCCAGAUGCCCUAUGGACAGGUGGUCCCCUGCAUAUGAAGAUGGUUUACACUCGGGAGCCUCCUGCCAUUCAUGACAGUGUCCUGGGAAAGAAUUCUGGGGUGAGGGAAGUGAGCAGAGGGCAGAACUCAGGAGUCUUCCCAGAGAGGAGACACAGGGCAGACAGAAGGUGGUUUGCCCUGGCUGUCCUGGUCGGAAGGAAAGAUGGAGGUGGCUGAGGAGGGCAACAGGGGUGGUGGUGGGGAGGUAGAAGGCUACAAAGGAGCCAGGGAGGGGUCUUGGAUGGGGAGGAGGCACAGGGCAGCAGGAGCAGGAGGGCCCUGGAAGGCAGGGGUUGCAAGUGGGAUGUUCUCCACUCUGAGCUGUCUGCUCCUCCAAGCUUUGCGUGGUGCUAUGUGUUGUCACCUGCCCCCUCCCUCCAAUCCUGGUCUUGUGAAGGCCAUGGUCAGUUUCAGAAGACUACACAGGAUCCCAGAUCCGCUUCAGUCCCAGGAUGACAGGACAGUUUCGUUUCUGUUGCUGUAAAUCUAGGGUGGCACACUGGGCAUUGGUUGGAGGCUCCAUCAAUCACAUCAAAGGUGGGAGGAGCUGCCCGGCCUUCAUUUCAGCAUACUCUUGAAAGGAGAAUGGAGUGAAAUGCCUACAACAGCCUCCAAAACCUAAAAAAGAGCCACUUCAUGGGGCCCUGUGUCACCAUGGGGCUAUCUCCUGAGGACAAGUCCCCUCUGUGAAGUUUCAGCAGACCCGGGAAGGCCUGGUCCACCAAUGGCCCUGCUUGGGCCAAGCCUGGAGACCCAGUCUGUCCUUGCUCUGUUCCCCAAAUCUUCUCAGUGUCCUGCGCUGCAGAAAAGACAGCCCAGGGAACAAGAUGAGAUGGCUCUGCACCUCCUUCAGGAAGCUCAGUUAGGAACCACCUACACCAAGUUUGCACUGCUCUUGGGUCAACGGCCUGUGACCAGGGAGAGCACGGGCACCUACCUCUCACAGCCUCGAGCAGGAUCCUACCCAGGUUCCUGCUCCGUAGCACCUUGCAACUAUGGGACCCCAUUUCCUUAGGGACCCGCCCCCCCAGCUCCAUUCCCAUGGGACCUCGCUCCCAUGGGUCUCUACUAUAGGGUCCUGCUCUCAGAGAAGGAGACUCCAAAAGGUCCUGUCCCCACUGUACCUGCUCUCAUAAGAGCCCCGCUCCCACAUGGUCUUUCUCCCAGCUCCUCUCCUCUGCACGGAAGGUCCCUUUGGAAUACCCCCAGCACAUCCUACCUGGCCCAGGCAUUCCGAGGCCUUUCCCUCUCCCUCUGACUAGCUCUGUGUUCCAACAGUGAACAGUGUUUAUGCUACACUGGUUUUAGCACAUGAGGGGGCUAUGGAGCUGCUUGGGGGCUCUCGGGCCAGACCAUGGGUAAGAAGCUGUGGAAACCAGGACCAGACAUGACCCCUGCCUAGAACAAGGUGUCCUUUGGCAUGAAGAACAGAUAGGGUGGACGUGGGCGGGCUUCUGACCCACUUGUGGGGACACUGAGAGCAGGUGUCUGGAAUCACGAGAUGGCCCCAGCUGGACCCAGCAGGCUUUCUUUUCCUUGGCUGGGACCCAGGAGACUUUGGCAGGUGUUUAGGGUCUGAGGACCACAAUACCCUGGAUCAGCCCCGCCCUCCCUCCACACCCACCUGGCCCUGCCGCACUUCCCGGGGAGGAGCAUUGGCCAGGUGGGCAUGAAGAAACGGGUUUCUGUGCAGGUUUCAUCCAUAUCAUUCCUCAGUCAGGCCUUGUCCCCCUGGAGACUGGUCACUGCUGGGAUGGGCCCUUGGUGGGCUCUGUGGCUGACCCUCGCCCUUCCCCAAAUCCUGGAGGGCCAGAGUCCAAGCAAGCUUCAAGGCUUUCCCGAGCUGACUAGCUUCCACAAUGACCAGUUUCAGGGGGAAUGGUUUGUCCUCGGUUUGGCGGGCAACACCUACAAGAGAGAGCACCGGACCCUGCUCAGUCCCUACAUCGCACUAUUCGAGCUGAAAGAGAACAGCCGUUUUCAGGUGACCAACACCAUGACUCGGGGCAAGCGCUGUGACACCUGGUCCUAUGCUCUGAUCCCAACAACCAAGCCUGGGCAGUUCACCAUGGAAAACAAGGGGUCAGGGACUGGAGCAGACCGAGAAGACAUACAGGUCAUCGAGACAGACUACACCAACUUUGCCCUGGUGCUGUCCCUCAGACAAACAAGCAGCCUGACCAUCAUCAGGGUCAACCUUCUGGGUAGAAAAUGGAGGCUUCCGCAUAAGAUGAUAGACAAGUUUGUCUGCCUGACCAGAGCCCAGAACCUCACAAAGAAUAACUUCAUCUUCCCUGAUGUGGCUGGUAAUGGGUUUGCAGGCAGUGGAUGAUGGGAAGGGGCAU
This is a messenger RNA of Arvicola amphibius (Eurasian water vole), 3244 nucleotides long. RefSeq names its product lipocalin 12 (gene Lcn12). Lineage: Eukaryota; Metazoa; Chordata; Mammalia; Rodentia; Cricetidae. The record is from RefSeq and is a predicted model, not a curated record. The coding region runs from base 2569 to 3231 and encodes 220 amino acids. The transcript has 5 exons. Gene Ontology annotation, molecular function: small molecule binding.